Messenger RNA from Neurospora tetrasperma FGSC 2508, 1218 nucleotides. RefSeq lists its product as uncharacterized. Lineage: Eukaryota; Fungi; Ascomycota; Sordariomycetes; Sordariales; Sordariaceae. Gene Ontology annotation, biological process: ergosterol biosynthetic process. The annotation marks the transcript as partial. The record is from RefSeq and is a predicted model, not a curated record. The transcript has a single exon. Gene Ontology annotation, cellular component: endoplasmic reticulum membrane. Gene Ontology annotation, molecular function: Delta14-sterol reductase activity.
UCGUCCCAGUCCUUCUCCCGUCUCUUGAUCGAAGUCAACCUCGACCCAAGACCAAACCAAACAGCCUACACCCCACCGUUCCACAACACCAACGUAAAGCAGACACUCAUCUAUAGCCAAGCCACCACCAUGUCCUCAGCUGAGGCUUUCCCUCCCUCCAUGGGAAGGGGAUCGGAACACGCCAACGAUACCAACAAGACCGCCAACGGCAAGAUCGACAGCAAGCCGAAUGACAAACACCACGCCGAACCUAACAGUAAACAUGCCGCCUCGGAGUCUCACGGCAAGUCUCACACCAGCGAGCCCAACAGCAGCAGCAAGAGCAGCACCAGUGGCAGCAAGACCGCGCCGUCCUCCUCCUCCUCCUCCUUGGGCUCUCGGAACCCUCAAGACCUGAUCCAGCGGGGUGUGUACAAGUCCAACCUGCUGGGCACCGCCACCUUCAUCGGCCUUCGCGCGCUCGACCCGCUGCUACAGUACAAGUUACUCGCGGGCGACUGGGGCACGCGCCUGCUGUCCAAGCUGAACAUCUCGUCGAUCCCGCUGUACGACUACGUGUUGGAGACGACUACUGCGGAGGGAACCAAGGCGUCCAUCAUCCGGCACCUCCCCCUACCGCGCCUUUUGCUGUUGCUCAUGUCUGCGGGAUCCAGUCUCAAGCAGAUCUACUGGCUUUUGAGUCUAUCGCGCGAGGAACUUACCCCUGCUGCGGCGGUGGAGGUGUCGCUGUUCAACACGGUCGUCAACACCAUGGGUUCCUUGCUGUUGUUGAGCACCUCGACUUCGGCCGCCCUCUCAACCCCGCGCAUCACCAUCCCCUUCACUUUCGACUCAGCCACGGGCACGUACAUGUCCCUGCCGCUGCCCAUCGCCCUCGGCACGGUCAUGUACGUGACGGGCAUGGCGAUCGAGACCCUCACGGAGCGCACGCGCAAGAAGUUCAAGGAUGACGAGGCCAAUGAGGGCAAGAUCUGCCGCGAAGGGCUCUGGAAUAAGGCGCGUCACAUCAACUAUGGCGGGUAUACGCUGUGGAGGGCCGGGUACGCGAUGGCGGCGGGCGGCUGGAUCCCGGCCCUGGGCGUGGCGGCGUUCCAUAUCUGGCACUUUGUUAGCAGGAGCACGGUGUACAUGAGCGAGUACAUGCAGAGCAGGUAUGGGGAGCAGUGGGAACGAUACAAGAAGGAGGUUCCGUAUUCUUUGUUUCCUGGUCUUUACUGA